This is a messenger RNA of Staurois parvus, 326 nucleotides long. The record is from the annotation of a GenBank genome assembly. Lineage: Eukaryota; Metazoa; Chordata; Amphibia; Anura; Ranidae.
CACACACAGGGGCGGACUGACAACUCAUAGGGCCCCUGGGCAAUAGGGGAUCAUGGGGCCCCUGUGUCCUUGCCCAAACUCAAAAAAGCUUAUGAAAAAGGUACCAGGGGCAUCUCAUGGGGCCCCCUACUGACCCCGGGCCCUCGGGCAGUGCCCGAGUUUCCAAAUGGUCAGUCCACCCCUGAACACACACUAUUAUCUCGCUGCUAACUUUGCCCUAUUCUCCCAUCACACAUACAAAAGAGCUUCACUUUCUGCCAUGUUGCAUAUUUUAAUCCAUGUAAUGUUAUAUACUUUGUAACAAUAAACAUUUUUAUUUUAUUUUG